CCCGACCGGCAGCGCCUUGCGCUGGCUCAGUCGCUCCCAGCCCUGGCCUUGGGACCAGCUCACCUCCCACCGCCCCACUCCCUCCUGGCACGAAGCUCACUCACCGCUUUUAUCUUGGCAACUCCCUUCUGUUCAGCCAGCCACAGCGGCUGCCCUGCCACCGGCCCAACGCCUCCGGUUUUCGACCCCAGACCCCCACCCCACUAGUGGGUCCUCCGUGGGAAAGGUGGCUGCCCCCUGCGUUCCUCCGUCCAGCCAUGAACUGGUGCCCAUCACUGCUGAGGGGACGCCAAAGAAUGUAGUGGACCUGGGAGAAGGAACCUCCCGGGGUGGAAACUCAAGGAAAAGCCUGGAGGAGGACGGAGCCACUAGAGUCCCACCAAGUGUCCAGCCACUUCCAAAGCCCAUCAGAAGCAUGAGUGUGAGCCGGACCAUGGAGGACAGCUGUGAGCUGGACCUGGUGUAUGUCACGGAGAGGAUCAUCGCCGUGUCCUUCCCCAGCACAGCCAAGGAGGAGAACUUCCAGAGCAACCUCCGUGAGGUGGCCCAGAUGCUCAAGUCCAAACAUGGAGGCAACUACCUGCUGUUCAACCUGUCUGAGCGGAGACCUGACAUCACGAAGCUCCACACCAAGGUACUGGAGUUUGGCUGGCCCGACCUGCACACCCCGGCCCUGGAGAAGAUUUGCAGUGUCUGCAAGGCCAUGGACACUUGGCUCAAUGCGGACCCUCACAACGUUGUGGUCCUGCACAAUAAGGGAAACCGAGGCAGGAUAGGAGUUGUGAUCGCGGCUUACAUGCACUACAGCAACAUUUCUGCCAGUGCGGACCAGGCUCUGGACCGGUUUGCAAUGAAGCGAUUCUAUGAGGACAAGAUCGUGCCCAUUGGGCAGCCAUCCCAGAGAAGGUACGUGCAUUACUUCAGCGGCCUGCUCUCCGGCUCCAUCAAAAUGAACAACAAGCCCUUGUUUCUGCACCACGUGAUCAUGCACGGCAUCCCCAACUUUGAGUCUAAAGGAGGGUGUCGGCCUUUUCUCCGUAUCUACCAGGCCAUGCAACCUGUUUACACGUCUGGUAUCUACAACAUCCCAGGAGACAGUCAGACCAGCAUCUGCAUUACCAUCGAGCCAGGACUGCUCUUGAAAGGGGACAUCUUGCUCAAGUGCUACCACAAGAAGUUCCGGAGCCCCUCCCGAGAUGUCAUCUUCCGUGUGCAGUUCCACACUUGUGCCAUCCAUGACUUGGGAGUUGUCUUUGGGAAGGAGGACCUUGAUGAGGCCUUCAAAGAUGACCGAUUUCCAGAAUAUGGCAAAGUGGAGUUCAUAUUUUCUUAUGGUCCAGAGAAAAUUCAAGGCAUGGAGCACCUGGAGAACGGGCCCAGCGUGUCUGUGGACUACAAUACCUCCGACCCCCUCAUCCGCUGGGACUCCUACGACAACUUCAGUGGACAUCGUGAUGAUGCCAUGGAGGAGGUGGUGGGGCACACCCAGGGGCCCCUCGAUGGGAGCCUAUAUGCCAAGGUGAAGAAGAAGGACUCCCUGAACGGCAGCACCGGGGCCAUCAACGUGGCGCGUCCUGUCCUGUCGGCCACCCCCAAUCACGUGGAGCACACACUGUCUGUGAGCAGUGACUCGGGCAACUCCACAGCCUCCACCAAAACCGACAAGACAGAUGAGCCUGUCCCGGGGGCCUCUGGUGCCCCUGCUUCCUUGAGCCCCGAGGAGAAGCGGGAGCUGGAUCGCUUGCUCAGUGGCUUUGGUUUAGAGCGAGAGAAGCAAGGUGCCAUGUACCACGCACAGCACCUCAGGUCCCGCCCAGCAGGAGGCCCUGCCGCGUCCUCCUCUGGCCGCCACAUCGUCCCAGCCCAGGUUCAUGUCAAUGGCAGGGCCUUGGCAUCUGAACGGGAGACAGACAUACUGGACGAUGAGCUGCCCAACCAAGAUGGGCACAGCAUGGGCAGCAUGGGCACCCUAUCCUCCCUGGACGGUGUCACCAACACCAGUGAGGGGAACUACCCAGAAGCUCUGUCCCCACUGACCAACGGCCUGGACAAGUCCUACCCAGUGGAACCUCUGGUCAAUGGUGGGGGCUACCCCUACGAGUCUGUCAGCAGGGCAGUGCCUGCCCAGGCCGGCCAUGUGGUCCCUAUGCGUCCCUCCUACUCUGCGCAGGAGGGUUUAGCUGGCUACCAGCGAGGGGGGACCCUCCCAGCCUGGCUGCAGCCAACAACCACCUCCCACUAUGGCCACGACCCCAGUGGCUUGUUCCGCUCUCAGUCCUUUCCGGAUGCUGAGCCCCAGCUGCCCCUGGCUCCAACCCGUGGGGGCAGCAGUCGGGAAGCCGUGCAGAGGGGGCUGAACUCAUGGCAGCAGCAGCAGCCUCUCCCACCUCCUCGGCAGCAGGAAAGAGUCCAAUUGGAGAGUCUGGCAAGCAGCAGGCCCAGCCCCCAGCCAUUGACAGAGCCCCCCAUCCCUGCUCUCCCGGAGUUCCCAAGGGCAGCCUCUCAGCAGGAGAUCGAGCAGUCCAUUGAAGCCCUAAACAUGCUCAUGCUGGACCUAGAGCCAGCUUCGGCCACUACCCUACUGCACAAGUCCCAAAGUGUCCCGGGGGCCUGGCCAGGGGCUUCCCCACUCUCCUUGCAGCCUUCUACAGGCUCUUCCCACCAGUCCCACCCACUGACCCAGUCCAGGUCUGGCUACAUCCCCAGUGGGCAUUCCUUAGGAACCCCUGAGCUGGUUUCUGCUGGUGGAUCUUACUCACCUUAUGAUUAUCAGCUGUGUCCAGCUGGGCCCAAUCAGGGUUUCCGUCCCAAGAGCCCAGCCUCCUCCUCAUCUGCUUUCCUCCCAACCUCCCAUGGCCCUCCAGGGCCUCAGCAGCCCCCAGCUUCUCUCCCUGGCCUCAUCACUCAGCCUCAGCUCCCACCAAAAGAAACAGCUUCAGAUCCUUCCCGAACUCCAGAAGAGAAGCCAUUGAACCUGGAAGGGCUGGUGGCCCACAGGGUGGCAGGGGUGCAGGCUCGGGAGAGGCAGCCUGCAGAACCCCCAGCCCCUCUCCGGAGGAGGGCAGCCAGCGAUGGACAGUAUGAGAACCAAUCUCCUGAAGCCACAUCCCCCUGUAGCCCUGGGGUUCGCUCCCCAGUCCAGUGUGUCUCCCCAGAGCUGGCUCUCACCAUUGCUCUCAAUCCUGGAGGGCGGCCUAAAGAGCCUCAUCUGCACAGCUACAAGGAGGCUUUCGAGGAGAUGGAAGGAAGUUCCCCGACCAGCCCACCACCCACUGGGGUGCGCUCCCCUCCAGGGCUGGCCAAGACACCCCUGUCUGCUCUAGGCCUGAAACCACACAACCCAGCAGACAUCCUGCUGCACCCCACGGGUGAGGAACAUGAGGGGAAGGAGGUGACUAAGCUUCCAGAAGAGCCCCGGAGUUAUGUGGAGUCUGUGGCACGGACAGCAGUGUCUGGGCCUCGAGCUCAGGACACUGAGCCCAAGAGCUUCAGCGCCCCGACUGCCCAGGCCUAUGGCCAGGAGACACCGCUGAGGAACGGGACCCUGGGUGGCUCCUUUGUCUCCCCCAGCCCCCUCUCCACCAGCAGCCCCAUUCUCAGCGCGGACAGCACUUCCGUGGGAAGCUUCCCAUCAGGGGAGAGCAGUGACCAGGGCCCACGGACACCCACCCAGCCCCUGUUGGAUUCUGGCUUCCGCUCCGGCAGCCUGGGGCAGCCUAGCCAUGUGGCCCAGAGAAGUUACCAGAGCCCUUCUCCUCUCCCGACUGUGGGCAGCAGCUACAGCAGCCCCGACUACUCACUUCAGCAAUUCACCUCCUCUUCGGAGAGCCAGGCCCGGCCUCAGCAUGGCAUGGUUGGCGUCCACGCGGUGCCAGGGAGCCCCCAGGCCCGCCACAGGACAGUAGGCACCAACACUCCCCCCAGUCCUGGUUUUGGCCGGCGAGCCAUCAACCCUGGUGCGACUGCCCCUGGUAGUCCUGGUUUGAGCCACCGCCAGGUGAUGGCUCCAUCAGGCCCUGGUAUCCAUGGCAACGCCGUCUCCAGCCACCAGAGCAGUGCAGCACCCACUCCAGGGAGCCCCAGCCUGGGCCGGCACCUGGGAGGGUCUGGAUCUGUGGUUCCCGGCAGUCCCAGCUUGGACCGGCACGUGGCCUAUGGUGGCUACUCCACCCCUGAGGACCGCAGACCCACACUGUCCAGGCAGAGCAGUGCCUCUGGCUACCAGGCCCCUUCCACGCCCUCCUUCCCCGUGUCCCCUGCCUACUACCCAGGCCUGAGUAGCCCCGGCACCUCGCCCUCGCCAGAUUCUGCAGCCUUCCGCCAAGGGAGCCCGACGCCAGCCCUGCCAGAGAAGCGGAGGAUGUCUGUGGGAGACCGGGCCGGCAGCCUCCCCAACUACGCCACCGUCAAUGGGAAGGUGUCCUCCUCGCCCGUUGCCAGUGGCAUGUCCAGCCCCAGUGGGGGCAGCACGGUCUCCUUCUCCCAUACUCUGCCUGACUUCUCCAAGUACUCCAUGCCAGACAACAGCCCUGAGACACGGGCUAAAGUGAAAUUUGUCCAGGACACUUCCAAGUAUUGGUACAAGCCCGAGAUCUCCAGAGAGCAGGCCAUUGCACUCCUGAAGGAUCAGGAGCCAGGGGCCUUCAUCAUCCGUGACAGUCACUCCUUCCGAGGGGCCUAUGGGCUGGCUAUGAAGGUGUCUUCACCACCUCCGACCAUCAUGCAGCAGAGUAAAAAAGGAGACAUGACCCAUGAGCUGGUGCGGCACUUCUUGAUAGAGACCGGCCCCAGGGGCGUCAAGCUCAAGGGCUGCCCCAAUGAGCCAAACUUCGGCUCCCUGUCAGCCCUGGUCUACCAGCAUUCCAUCAUCCCGCUGGCUCUGCCCUGCAAGCUGGUCAUUCCAAACCGAGAUCCCACAGAUGAAUCGAAAGAUAACUCGGGCCCUGCCAAUUCUACCACUGACCUGCUGAAGCAAGGAGCAGCCUGUAAUGUGCUCUUCGUCAACUCUGUGGAUAUGGAGUCACUCACUGGACCGCAGGCCAUCUCGAAAGCCAUCUCGGAGACAUUGGCCGCUGACCCCACGCCGGCUGCCACCAUUGUUCAUUUCAAAGUCUCCGCCCAGGGAAUCACGCUGACCGACAACCAGAGAAAGCUCUUCUUCAGGCGACACUAUCCCCUCAGCACUGUCACCUUCUGUGACCUGGAUCCACAGGAAAGAAAGUGGAUGAAGACAGAGGGAGGUGCCCCUGCGAAGCUCUUUGGCUUUGUCGCCCGGAAGCAGGGCAGCACCACGGACAACGCCUGCCACCUCUUUGCUGAGCUUGACCCCAAACAGCCUGCCUCUGCCAUCGUCAACUUCGUCUCCAAGGUCAUGCUGAGUGCCGGCCAGAAGAGAUGAACGCCCAGACCCCUUGCCCAGGCCAGGGCGGUGGGGAUGGGGAAUGUGGGGAGGGGACCCAUGAAUCCUGACCAUCUUGAAUCCAGAAGGAGGACUUUGGGCCAAUUUUGGAGGAGAGAAGAAAGUGCAUCGUGGGGAGAGGGAAGUGCAUUGUGGAGGGGUGGGGGAGAGGGAGAAAGAGAAAGCUGGAGGAGAACUCAGAUACCCCUGGGUAGACGGAAACUGCAAAAUCCCAAAGCCUCCCAAACUAGCCAGGUCCUCCUGCUCCCCCACCUGCUCUGAGAGGACAGAGCUCCUCAAAGGGCACCAGCAGGCCUCCUGGGACCCAUAUUUUAGGCCAGAGGGAGAGAAGAUCUGCCUCCCUAACCACCCUGCUUUGUAAGGAAAAAUCAAGCUGAGAGAAUCUGUUUUUGGCCACCUGUAGGUAGGUCCCUAAGCCAAACAGCCAGUGGUGGACAGGGAGUGAUGGAACUUUACCUUCUGCAAGUGCCUCAGACCCAAAGGCACCUCAGGUCUGAGCUGUGCCUCUGAUGUAGGAUUGUGUGGGUGCAUAGACACCCCCUCCACAUCCUCACACACUGAUUUGUAUCUGCCUCUUUCUGCUAGAAUCGUAAACAGCUCUACUUGUCUGUGUCACAUGUGCUGGCAGCACAUGUCCUUAAGAUCCAAUGGUUAGGUUGGUGGAUGACAGGGUGUCAGGGAGGGGACAGAAGCCCUCUCCUGCAGGAGUACCUAGGACCACGAGUCAUAGAGAAUCUUUUUCCCGGUCCCCACACCUGCCCUCUGGAGGCUUUGGGUGCCAAAAGCCCAUCCUCCUGUGCAGAGACCCUGGCAGGAGGGGUGGCCUCCAUGCAGCAUUCCCGGUCCUGUUCUUUCUCUGUGGGGAGGCCAGGGCGAUAAGUUUGAGGAAGCAGAGACGCUGGUGUCUGCAGUGUGGGCAAGGACCCAUCAGGAAAGGUGGCUGCUUGGCUCUGGCUUCUCCCCCUGCAGUGUAUGAACUGGGCAAGCUGUCCAGCCAGGGCUCCCGACUUUGCCUUGCUCCUAGCUGUCUGCAGUUCCUGGGCUGGGAGCCUUAGCACCAGCCUUAUCUCAGAUUUACUUAUCUGCAUGAUGCCCUCUGGGAGGCGAGAGAUGGAGCCUUCCAGAUCCUCCCUGCCCUGCUCAUUCCUGUAGCGUCCUCAUGUUGGGGCUCAUCCUGAGGAGCCUGCUUCCUCAAGCCCUGCUCACCAAGGCUCUAGGGAGAAGCCUGUCACCCAUCUCCCCUCUGUAAAUAUUUUGGGCUCUGACCAUUGCAGGUACCCUUCUGGCUGGGCUACCAAAGACAAUACCAGAGAGCUCCUAGGACUGCUACUGGAGCCCCACAUGGCCUACCCACAAUGCCAAAGUCUGGCUUUCUCCCCUUCUGCCUUGGUUUCCUCUAAGAGCCAUGCUGCCCAGGGAGUAGAGAGAGUGUACAUUUAGUCCAAAGGACCUAGGGUCCACUUGGACAGUUGGGAAAUCCCCUGUCCACCUCCCAGGAACUCUAAGCCAGAAGGAAAAUUCAUCAGGACUCCAUGCUUAAGCCUACAGAGGUCCCCUAGAAAGAGGCAUUGUACUGAUAUAUAAAUAUAUAUAAUAUAUACGUGAGACAUACUGACAGAAUCUGUAAGCUAAUAAAAUAUAAGAAAAGGUUAAAAAAAGAAUAGGUAAAUUGACAAGAAGUAUUUAUUAUUUUCCCACAUUGCUUUAUGGCCUCCCUGGGCAUAAACCAGUUCCUGUGCCCUUCUUAAUGUGCAAGUAGGAGCCUUCCCUGGAGGAGCCCGGGGUCUCCUUGCUUUGGCCUUGGCCUUCCCUAGGCUACGUUGGGCUCAGUGGGAUGGGGUGUGGAUGCGCCGUGCCCGUGUGCCCUUGUAUUCUGGCAAGCCAGGACCCAGUAGGUAGCUCCCUGGGUGUGUGUGGAGCCCCCCUUCACCAGGGGCCUGGUGAGUGUGUGAGUGUGCAAGGACUCGGGAGUGUGUGGCCGCAGCUGUAUGCUUCUCUUGUGUUUUUUUCCUCCUCCAGGGAACUGUAUCCCUGCGGACCUUCUGUUUCAGCAAGCUGGAGAGGAGAGUGUCUGUUAGGUGGGGGACGGGGACAUAGGCCCCACUGGCCCCCCCACUUCCCAAAGGGUGAAACCUUGGGUUUUAGUGACAAGGUCUUCCAAAGUGCCCUUCUGAGAUUUUCACGCCAAAUACCUGAGUAGCCCCCUCUCCUUCUUCCCUAGUGAAUCCUAGUUCACUUCCAAGAUAAGAGAUAUGCCUCAUCCCUUUACUUUGUAAAUACCCCAUGUCCCUGCACAUCCUGGGAGGCUUUUUUGGGUCUGAGAAUCCUCUCCACAUUUGAGGUCUGGCUGAAUAUCAGACCCUCUGGCAGCCUGACCAGGUCCCAGGACUGAGUCUGGGGUCGGCCUGCACCCCUACUUUUCCUGCCCCCUCUUCUCGAGUGUGGCCAGCCCCUGAACUCCAUUUGGAGCCCUGGAGCCAAGGGUGAGCCACGGGAAGGACCCAGGUGUGCACUGGCCAGCUGAUCACUCGCUCCCAGCAUGCCUCUGGGUGUCCUUUCUAAAAGGAUGAUGGGAAGGAACCCAGGUCUCCACAGUGACCCCACUUGUGGGAGCACACUGUAGGCUGCUUCCCUCCCCUAUCCUGUGUUUCACAAGUGGGCCUGCGUGCGUGCACGCGCGCACACACACACACACACACACACACGCCAUUCUGCAUCGCAGUCUAUUCUUGCCAAAGAUUUCCUUUUUUUAAAAAAGCACUUUUACUCAUUGUUAUUAUGUUGUAAAUGUUUGCCUUCCCCUUCUCUUGACCUCUUUUGCUCUUGUUUACUGUUGAAUCUGUUUGUCAGCAAGGAGAGUGUUGUUUGGUCUUGAACAUGAGCCGGGAUGGGAGAAGGCCUGGAGGAGUGGCAGGAAGGAGCAGGAGACACGUGGCCAGCCCACAAUGCUGCAACCAGACUGCAGGUCCCCGGAGCAGCCUGAGGCCCUGCCCCUGCUGGUCUGUUCAGUGUCUGGAGGUGAGGGAAGGCACAGAGCAGGGAAGCGACAUCUGUGAUUCAGCAAGGAGUGGGCCCAGUGAGGUCCCUGUGGCUCUUCUCAUGGGGGAAAGGGGAUCAGCUAGACCUGAGAACUAGACCCCAGAAGGAAAUGGUGAAAACGAGCAACCUCAGGGGUGACUGCCCCUCCCGCUGCCAGGGAGUCCUGGUUCCCUUAUCUGAGGGACACAUGUCAUGUUCUAGGAUCAGGGGAGCCUUUGGACCCAUCACAUGUGAACUGUGAAAGCUAUGGACACUGACUGCAGGUUGCCUUCUGCCCUGGAUUUUUGAGGAUUCCUUGGGGGUGUUCGGGAGUGGCCAGGAGAGUGGGACCUUUUCAGCAUAUGUGGUCCCUCUAAAGGGGAUCCCGGGAGGGAAAGGAGCAGGGAUCCUUCUGCCACAUUCUGCUAAGUCUGGGCUGAGGUAGAGCAGACUUCAUGCUGUCCA
Molecule: messenger RNA, 8902 nt
Organism: Fukomys damarensis (Damara mole-rat)
Lineage: Eukaryota; Metazoa; Chordata; Mammalia; Rodentia; Bathyergidae
Gene: Tns1
Product: tensin 1
Exons: 32
Coding region: 416-5398 (1660 amino acids)
Biological process (GO): fibroblast migration
Molecular function (GO): protein binding
Source: RefSeq, a predicted model, not a curated record